Molecule: messenger RNA, 1194 nt
Organism: Vigna angularis (adzuki bean)
Lineage: Eukaryota; Viridiplantae; Streptophyta; Magnoliopsida; Fabales; Fabaceae
Exons: 3
Coding region: 1-1194 (397 amino acids)
Source: RefSeq, a predicted model, not a curated record
AUGAAGAAUGAAUGUUGGCAAAAAGCUAUUGAAAGCGAACUUCUCGCCUUGGAAGAAAAUCAGACAUGGGAUAUAGUGUCAUACCCUUCAUCUGUUAAACCCUUAGGCAGCAAGUUUGUGUUCUCUAUAAAGUUGCGUUCGGAUGACUCCAUAGACCGUUACAAGGCGCGACUGGUUGUGCUUGGAAAUAAGCAAGAGUAUGGCCUAGCCUAUGACGAGACUUUUGCUCCAGUUGCCAAGAUGACCACUGUGUGCACUAUCCUUGCUCUUGCUACAUCCAAAUCUUGGCCAUUACAUCAAAUGGAUGUCAAAAAUGCAUUCCUCCAUGGUGACCUUAAGGAGGAAGUUUACAUCACACUUCCUGGUGGUAUGUCGACCCUCUCCCCAAUAUGGAUUGAAGUAGGCCCCAAGAGCAUCGUCGUACUUCUUGUUUAUGUGGAUGACAUUGUGGUCACUCGUUCUGAUCAAGAUGUUAUUUCUAGAAUCAAACAAAUGCUGCAUUCAAAUUUUCACAUGAAAGGGUUAGGAUAUCUCAAUUAUUUCUUGGGUUUAGAGGUGCAUUACCAUCCUGAAGGCAUUUUCGUAAACCAACAUAAAUAUAUUCAAGAUUUGGUCCAACUAGCGGGACUCAGUAAUUCUACCUUUGUUGACACUCCAAUGGAAGUUAAUGUUAAAUAUAGGCGACAUGAAGAAGAGCUUCUUGACAAUCCCACUCAAUAUCGGAAACUAGUUGGUAGUCUCAUCUAUGUGACCAUCACUCGUCUUGAUAUUUCUUUUGCUGUACACACUGUUAGUAAGUUCAUGCAAUCUCCACGACACUUUCAUUUUUCAGUCGUGCAACGUAUCAUUAAAUAUCUCCUUGGAACUUCAAGUCGUGGUUUAUUCUUUCCUGGUAAUUCAUCUCUUCAACUCCAAGCUUAUAAUGACGCUGAUUGGGCUGGCUAUCCAGACACUAGGAGAUCAACUACUGGCUGGUGUAUGUUCCUAGGAAUGCUCCUAUUUCAUGGAAAUCUUGGAUUGUCUCAAGCACAACCAACUCCACUGCAUGCUGAUAACACCAGUGCCAUACAGAUUGCAGCAAAUCAGUUUACCACAAACGGACGAAACACAUCGAGGUCGAUUGUCACUCUAUCCAAGAAGCGUAUGAUCGUAGAGUCAUCAAUCUACCACAUGUCUCAACAUCCGUUCAAAUAG